CUUUAUAGGGAGCGCCGGCCGCGCGCUAGGAAGUCGGUGCCGCUGCCGUCUCUGCGUUCGCCAUGCGUCCCGGGGCGCCAGGGCCACUCUGGCCUCUGCCCUGGGGGGCCCUGGCUUGGGCCGUGGGCUUCGUGGGCUCCAUGGGCUCGGGGGAUCCCGCGCCCGGUGGUGUUUGUUGGCUCCAGCAGGGCCAGGAGGCCACCUGCAGCCUGGUGCUCCGGACUGACGUCACCCGGGCCGAGUGCUGUGCCUCCGGCAACAUUGACACCGCCUGGUCCAACCUCACUCACCCGGGGAACAAGAUCAACCUCCUUGGCUUCUUGGGCCUUGUCCACUGCCUUCCCUGCAAAGAUUCGUGCGACGGCGUGGAGUGCGGCCCGGGCAAGGCGUGCCGCAUGCUGGGGGGCCGCCCGCGCUGCGAGUGCGCGCCCGACUGCUCUGGGCUCCCGGCGCGGCUGCAGGUCUGCGGCUCAGACGGCGCCACCUACCGCGACGAGUGCGAGCUGCGAGCCGCGCGCUGCCGCGGCCACCCGGACCUGCGCGUCAUGUACCGGGGCCGCUGCCGCAAGUCCUGUGAGCGCGUGGUGUGCCCGCGGCCACAGUCGUGCGUCGUGGACCAGACGGGCAGCGCCCACUGCGUGGUGUGUCGGGCGGCGCCCUGCCCUGUGCCCUCCAGCCCCGGCCAGGAGCUUUGCGGCAACAACAACGUCACCUACAUCUCCUCGUGCCACCUGCGCCAGGCCACCUGCUUCCUGGGCCGCUCCAUCGGUGUGCGCCACGCGGGCAGCUGCGCAGGCACCCCUGAGGAGCCGCCAGAUGGUGAGUCGGAGGAAGAGGAAGAGAACUUCGUGUGAGCCUGCAGGACAGGCCUGGGCCUGGUGCCUGAGGCCGCCCCCCACCCCGUUAUUUAUUGCCACAGCAGAGUCUAAUUUAUAUCCCACGGACACUCCCUAGGGCCUGGAUUCGGACCACUUGGGGAUCCCAGAACCCCCCUGGAAGGACUGAGGAAAGGAGGCCUGGGGGCCGGCUGGUGGGUGGGGUAGACCUGCAUUCCGGACACCGAGCGCCUGAUUUAGGGCCUUUCUCUAAGAAGCUCCAGCCCCUACCCUAAGACCUAUUGCCGGGGAGGACUCCACACUUCUGCUCUGCUCCUUUGGGGAUAAACCUGUUAAUUAUUGCUACCAUUAAGAGGGCUGGGCAUUCCCUGCUGGUAAUUCCUGAAGAGGCAUGACUGCUUUUCUCAGCCCCAACCAUCCUAGAACAGGGGCCUUGGGCUUAGGCCAGGAGGAGCAGAGGAGGUCUAGCCUGGGUGAGUACGGAGGGUCUAGCCUGGGUGAGUACGGAGGGUCUAGCCUGGGUGAGUACGGAGGGUCUAGCCUGGGUGUGUAAGAAAGGUCUAGCCUGGGUGAGUACGGAGGGUCUAGCCUGGGUGAGUACGGAGGGUCUAGCCUGGGUGAGUACGGAGGGUCUAGCCUGGGUGUGUAAGGAAGGUCUAGCCUGGGUGAGUACGGAGGGUCUAGCCUGGGUGAGUACGGAGGGUCUAGCCUGGGUGUGUAAGGAAGGUCUAGCCUGGGUGAGUACGGAGGGUCUAGCCUGGGUGAGUACGGAGGGUCUAGCCUGGGUGAGUACGGAGGGUCUAGCCUGGGUGAGUACGGAGGGUCUAGUCUGGGUGUGUAAGGAGGGUCUAGCCUGGGUGAGUACGGAGGGUCUAGCCUGGGUGAGUACGGAGGGUCUAGCCUGGGUGUGUAAGGAGGGUCUAGCCUGGGUGAGUACGGAGGGUCUAGCCUGGGUGAGUACGGAGGGUCUAGCCUGGGUGAGUACGGAGGGUCUAGCCUGGGUGUGUAAGGAAGGUCUAGCCUGGGUGAGUACGGAGGGUCUAGCCUGGGUGUAAGGAGGGUCUAGCCUGGGUGAGUACGGAGGGUCUAGCCUGGGUGAGUACGGAGGGUCUAGCCUGGGUGUGUAAGGAGGGUCUAGCCUGGGUGUAAGGAGGGUCUAGCCUGGGUGUAAGGAGGGUCUAGCCUGGGUGUGUACGGAGGGUCUAGUCUGAGUGCGUGUGGGGACCUCAGAACACUGUGACCUCAGUCCAGCAAGCCAGGCCCUUCAUGAAGGCCAAGAAGGCUGCCACUGUUCCCUGCCAGCCCAAGAACUCCAGGUUCCCCACUGCCUCUGUAUGCCCCUUCCCAUCCUGCGAAGGCCGUUGAGAAAUGCCCAGUGUGACCCAUGGGAAAGGGCACGGCCUGUCCUCCUGACACGGGCCGUGCUCAGCCACAGAACUGCCCAGCGCCUCCCCUGCUGCCGUCCACGGUCAGUUCACUAGGUGACAUCACAUGGUCUCAGGCAUGCGGCAGCCAGCGGCAGCUCAGCGCAGGGCACUGUGUCCAGCGGAGCCCAGUCCACUUUGGGGGGACUCCGGCAGGGACCACGGACCCCUGCUCACCCACUGGCCCCGAGGGGGGUGUAGACACCAAGACUCACGGAUGUGUGACAUCUGGAGUCCUGGAGCCGGGUGUCCCAGCAGCACCACUAGGUGCCUGCUGCCUCCACGGUGGGGUUCACACCCAGAGCUUCUCGGUCCCCUACACGUAGCCCGCCCCGGCUACAUGCCAGACCUGCCUCACCCACCAGCACAGCCGGAGCUGGCGACACCAGCCAGGUGCUGGUCUUGGGCCAGUUGUCCCACGACGGCUCACCCUCCCCUCCAUCUGGGUUGUCGCUCAGAAUUGCCUACCUGUGCCUGCGUGUAAACCAGAGCCUCAGACCAGCUAUGGGGAGGGGGACAAUGUGGAGGAAAUCCAGCUUCCCCGGUCUGGGGUGAGGAGUGCCGGGAGCUUGGGCAUCCUCCUCCAGCCCCCAGGCAGUGCCUUACCUGUGGUGCCCAGAAAAGUGCCCCUGGGCUGGUGGGUCUACGGGAGCCUCAACCAGGCAGCCCUCCCCACCCUGGGGCCCUGCCUCACCAAAGAAAUAAAGACUCAAGCUAUU
Molecule: messenger RNA, 2979 nt
Organism: Macaca mulatta (Rhesus monkey)
Lineage: Eukaryota; Metazoa; Chordata; Mammalia; Primates; Cercopithecidae
Gene: FSTL3
Product: follistatin like 3
Biological process (GO): multicellular organism development; regulation of BMP signaling pathway; cell differentiation
Cellular component (GO): extracellular region
Molecular function (GO): protein binding; activin binding
Source: RefSeq, a predicted model, not a curated record